Molecule: messenger RNA, 1422 nt
Organism: Sparassis crispa
Lineage: Eukaryota; Fungi; Basidiomycota; Agaricomycetes; Polyporales; Sparassidaceae
Product: EXS-domain-containing protein
Exons: 4
Coding region: 1-1422 (473 amino acids)
Cellular component (GO): cytoplasm; membrane
Source: RefSeq, a predicted model, not a curated record
AUGUUCUCCGCAGCAUUCCCGCUGCCCUUCCGUGUGUUCUGCCUCGCCGGGCUGGGCAUCCUCGGCUGGGCGGCGAACCUGCACUGGCUGCAGAAGUUCGGGCUCGACCCCGCCGCGACGCUGAAGCUGCACAACUAUGAGGACCGCUACCGUGGUCCGCCGCUCAUCGUAAGCCUGCAGAUGGAGCCGGACACGGCGUGGCCGUACGAGGACCUGUACCGGCUCGUCGUAGUGUACACCGUCUGGGUGGGCACCGCGUGGCUGCUCUUCCGGCGAUGGACCCAUGGUGACCUACUCCUCGUGGACACCUUUAAAUACGUGCCCGCAGUCACCGCACUGACACUCCUCAUGGUGCUCGUGUGCCCGUACAAGAUUCUCAAGAAGCAUGAGCGCGACAGGUUUUUAUUCACCAUCCGGAGGUGCCUUUUCCCUGCGAACGAGCGCGUCCUCUUUGCGGAUAUCGUGUUCGCGGAUGUAUUCACAUCGUAUGCGAAAGUACUGGGGGACCUGUGGCUGUCUUGGUGCAUGCUCAUGCCGGGAGGAAGUUUACUGGUCCAGCCUACACAGGAGGGCUGGUCGCGUUGGAUACUGCCAACGUUAAUGAGUUUUCCAUAUGCGGUCCGUUUCCGACAGUGCUUGCUUGAGUACACUGCGUCUAAGAGUGGCGAUCGUCGCCCGCUAUUAAAUGCGCUCAAAUAUGCGUCUUCUUUCCCUGUGAUAUACCUGUCGGCUGCACAGCGCAUGGUCGUGUCUGAUUUGAUGUCGGUGAAAGGCGAAGCGGUGGUGCGAGAAGCGUGGCACGGCGAGCACCAUCUGUUCCGACUGUGGCUGCUCGCUGCGCUGGUAAACUCAUUGUAUUCAUUCUGGUGGGACGUAACGUACGAUUGGGGGUUCGAUCUGCUGCUGCCAGGGUCGAGAGCGAAUAGAGCACCUCCAAAGCAACUAGUCCUGCCUCACCUGCACUCGCGCUCCUCCCUUCUCAACGGCGCGUCGUCGCCGACAGACGGCGCACUGAAAGAGGCACUUCUCGAGGGCGGACAGCUGUCCACCAAGCGCGCUGAUUCCUUCGGAGCGCGGUCGUACCCAUUCGGCCUGCGCCCGACACUCCUCCUCCCGCUCCCGAUAUACCCCUUCGCGAUCUUCGCGGACCUCAUCCUGCGCUUAACGUGGUCGGUGAAGCUCUCGAGCCACCUGCACUCGUACUCGGAAGGCGACCUGGCGAUCUUCUGGAUCGAGCUGGCGGAGCUUGUGCGCCGCUGGAUGUGGGUGUUCAUACGGAUCGAGUGGGAGAUAAUCAAGGAGAGGCACGAAACGCGCACGGCGCGCGUGUAUGACGAGGGACACAAGCAGUAUGCGAACGCGGAUGACGACUACGAGAUGAUCCCGUCGGAUCGCAGCGGAAACAUAUCUGAGACAGGAUGA